AGGAGAUGCCAGCCUGCUGACCAAGGAGCAACAUGCCAACAGACUGGAGUUGCCAGAAGCCAUGGAGGCCAACGCCAGGCUUCUAGAAGAUGGCUCCAGGAAGGCGGCCAAGAAUGUGAAUGCAGAGAUUGGUUCCUGAGAACCCCAAAGAGAGAAUCCACACCAGUGCUGGAGCCACGAAGGAAGCAGUGUCCCUGUGAUCAUAUCAAGGGCGGUGAGAAAAAACACAGACACCAAAAGCACCACAGGAAGCCAAACAAGCUCUCCAGAACCUGCCAACAAUUUCUCAAACGAUGUCAACUAGCAAGUUUUGCUCUGCCCUUAUAGUUCUGAGAUUCUACUCUUUCAAGUGAACACUCUCAGUGAAAAAGAGGUGAUCAACCCUCGGGCAUGUUCUUGUUCUCCCUACCCCCAUUCUCACCAAAAGCAUCCUAGUGCUCUCAGAAGGCACUGCCCAGCAUAUCGGCUACUGUGCUCUCUAUUGCCAUCUUCUCUCAUCACUAUGGAUUUCAAUAUGGGUUAAAUAAUUUAAAAUGACAGAGUCUCCCUUCCUCUUUUUAUUCAGCUCCCAGGUCUGU
Peromyscus maniculatus bairdii (prairie deer mouse) is the source of this 578-nucleotide messenger RNA. NCBI's taxonomy places the organism in Eukaryota, Metazoa, Chordata, Mammalia, Rodentia, Cricetidae. The record is from RefSeq and is a predicted model, not a curated record.